AUAUAACAUUUGUCGUAGUCGAAGCUUCGGGAGGAACCUUGUUUACGUGUUUUGGUUUAUUCACUCAGUGGGCGGUUGAAUAAUUCAGACAAAAUUAGAAGCACACACACGCACGCAGGUAUUUAUGUGUGAUGUCGAUGGUACAGCAGCUUACUGUACUCUCACUCAGCCAAUGAGCAGGGGUGAGUCUAAGUGAUCCAGUCCACCUGAUAGAGAUUGUCUGGAGGAUAACAGCCUGGUCCUGGAACACACGUCCACAGACCGUCCGAGGAGUCUGAGCUGCAAACACACUCUUUGUGGAGGAAGAGCCUCACCUGAGCCGACGCAUCAUUUCCACACUCAACAGGAUAAAAAAAAAAUAAUGUUGGGCCUGCAGAACAUCCCCCUCACAGUGGCCCUUUGCCUGCUGCUCAUUGCCACACUACUGCCCGGCUCCGAGGCCCGGCGUGGUGGCGGCUUCGGUCGAGGCGGGGGUGGCGGCUUUGGUCGAGGCGGAGGAGGCUACAGCCGGGGCUGGGGCGGCGGAGGCGGCCAGGCCUACAGACCAGCAUCCAGUGGGCCCAGUGCAGGAAAAGUAGCAGGGGCGGCUGCAGCCGGCGCCAUAGGAGGAGCAAUGCUCGGAUCUGCCUUGAGCCGCCCAGGGUAUGGCGGAGGAUACGGGGGAUAUGGGGGAUAUGGUGGUUAUGGAGGUUAUGGAGGGGGUUAUGGCAACCCACGAUAUGGAGGUGGUGGUGGUGGCUAUGGCCCCAGGCCUGGCUACGAGUCAGAGGGCUCUGGGGAUAUGGAGUACUACGUCGGAGCAUCCAGUGGCCCCAUCUACAACAGCAUCAUCGUUGUUAUCGGCUCCCUGGUGUCCCUGCUGAUGGGCCACUGGGUGGCGGUCGUGUAGAGCUGGAGACGGAGCUGAGAGCUUCAACAUACAAAGAACCCAGACCAAAAAAUAAUCCAAGACCCGGCAGUGAAGAGGACUAUUUUUUUUGGCUCUAAGUUUUCAUGUGACCAUAAAACAUGACCCUUGAAAGAUGAAAAGAUUUGGCCAAGUUGUUCCACCGGCACUCCAGUGACUCUCCAUGCAGACCGGAAGAGGAGUUUGACCCAUCAUAACCCCUGCAACACGUCAGUGUGACGUCACGCUUCAGUCUGCAGGUGACGAACAGAGGAAACACUUCCUGUAGCUAAUUGAAUCUGCACUGUAUUAUCCCACUAUUCCUCCUUCUAAUGUGUCCAGUCUUUUUAUACUUUUGAUGAUUGCGGUGAUGAUGAUGAUGGUGAUGAUGAUGAUGAUGUUGUUGAUUGUUUUAGUGAUGGAUCACUGUAUAUUAUCCAUAAACAAACUGUGUAGGAAUAAAUUAGAUGUGUUUUAUCACGUUAAGUCUACCUCAAGAUAUCAUGGCAGGACCAGAGUUUAAGAGCAGCUUCAUAUGACAAAUGCAAUUUUUCAGUCGAUUUUAAUCAUAACUAAAUUAUUUUUCUCUAUUGAUUCACAUAGUUUCCUCUGCAUUUUUGUUACAUCUCCAGGACAUUGCUUGUAUAUGUGAAUACUUUACCAAAUAAACUUAAUGUUUUAUGCCAUUUUGUAGAUUUUUAUGUAAAACAGCAAAUUGUUUAAUAUUGUUAUACAAAUAAAAAAAAUUACUUAGAACAAA
Scophthalmus maximus (turbot) is the source of this 1646-nucleotide messenger RNA. RefSeq names its product glycine-rich cell wall structural protein 2-like. The coding region runs from base 362 to 889 and encodes 175 amino acids. The transcript is spliced from 2 exons. Lineage: Eukaryota; Metazoa; Chordata; Actinopteri; Pleuronectiformes; Scophthalmidae. The record is from RefSeq and is a predicted model, not a curated record.